This is a messenger RNA of Dimorphilus gyrociliatus, 1302 nucleotides long. Lineage: Eukaryota; Metazoa; Annelida; Polychaeta; Dinophilidae. The record is from the annotation of a GenBank genome assembly.
GUAUCCUGUUUUGGCCAAUAGUAAAACUAUUCUCGAUGAAAAUUAACCUCCAGUGUAAAUGCGAGAGAACAGUUGUUUAUAGGAAAAAAAAUUAUCGGUACAAAAUACUUGUUUAGUAGAAAGAUGUCUUCGAAUUCUGGCCAAAUCGAAAAUUUCAAGUUGGUACGCGCUGAUAUUCAGGACCGAUUCAUAAGCGUUACUUGGUCGAGUGGCUCUAAAAGUCUAUUUCCAUGCGUUUGGCUGAGAGAUAAUUGCCAAUCUCAAGAUUGUUUCCAUCCAUCAACAAAAUCCAGGUUGCUAACUUUGGACAAUAUUGAUACGGAUGAAAUACCUACUAAUGUCAAAAUAAACUGUAACAACGAGUUAGAAAUUGUAUGGAAAAAUAAUCACGUUAGUUUAUAUAAAGCGGAAUGGUUGGAUAAAAGAAGAUUUGAGGAAGACGCCAGAAAGAAACGUCUUACUUGGUUGGGAACUGAUAUGGAAUUAUGGGGAUCGGAAAUGAAAAACAAAGUUCCUGUUCAACAAUUCCAGAAGAUUCUUGACGACGAUAACGAACUUUAUCUUUGGUUAAGACAUCUGGAAAAGUAUGGUUUAGUGUUGAUUAAAGACGCUCCGAGGGAAGUUGGUCAAUUAAAUAAAUUGGGUCAGCGAGUAUUUUUCUUAAGAAAAACUCAUUACGGAGAAACUUUUCAAGUAAAGGUGAAGGCCGAUCCUAAUAAUGCGGCUUAUACAACAGGCAUUUUAAAUCUACAUAUAGAUCAAUGUUAUUAUGAUUACACACCGGGGGUGCAAAUGCUUCAUUGUAUCGAAAAUGAGGCAGAAGGUGGGGAAAGUGAAUUUUGUGAUGGUUUUCACGUUGUUAAUCAGCUAAAGGAAAGAUUCGCUGAAUAUUUUAAUAUCCUUAAAUCAGUAGAUUUAGAUUUUAUGGAUAUUGGAACAGAGAAUAAUCGAAAAUUUCACAAGAUUCAUAGAUGUCCAACAAUAUGCACAAAUCAUAAAGGAGAAAUAUUGAAAAUAAUGUUUAACAAUGCAAUAAGAGACUCUCACAUUGACUGUGAUGCUGAAACUGCCUUAAAGAUUUACGAGUCUCUUAAAGUAUUUCAUAAGCUCCUUAACGACGAACGCAAUAAAAUUUCCUUUAAGUUAAAGCCCGGUGAAAUUGUUUGUUUCCACAAUUUCCGCGUACUUCACGGCAGAAAAGCUUUUAAAAGUAAUAGAAAUCGACAUUUGGAGGGUGCCUACAUCGAUUGGGAUGAAAUACAUGAUAAAAUGAGAGUUCUACGUUCCGAAUUAAAUAAUUAA